Nezara viridula (southern green stink bug) is the source of this 3090-nucleotide messenger RNA. The record is from the annotation of a GenBank genome assembly. Lineage: Eukaryota; Metazoa; Arthropoda; Insecta; Hemiptera; Pentatomidae.
AGGGUCGCUUAUAUCAAUUUAUCUCGAUCUCCGGGAAUAAUAGCCUCUUGCAGUGUUAUACAAGUUUUGUACUUAGUAAAAAACUAUUUUUUUAAUAAUACAGGAUUUUUUUUAUGAUGAGUUUUAGUUCAUCAUCUUAGUAUGUCUAUUAACCGCUAUUAUAUCCAGUUACCACAGUCCAAUUUUGUCAUAAAUAUAUUUUCAUUUGAUGUACUUACACGCUAGUGAUGCUGAUGCCGACAGUUGAGUUUAAGUGUAGUUUAUAUCACAUUUAUCUUUUCAGGCAGUGUAACUUUUCAAGAAUAUUUUAAAUUAUCGGUUUAUGAACAAUAAAGUAAUGUUAGUUAAAUGUAGCUAAUAAUACUGAUGGGCAAAUUCAGUUGUAUGGACUUCAGUAACUUUAAGCAAUUGUAGUUGUCAUCAUGAACCAAAAUCCACAUUAUCGGACUACUCUGCCUCAUCAAAUUCAUCAUGCACAGUGUUCUCCUAUUCAAAGUUUUCCUGCAAGAUUUCCUGUGCCUGGACCUUUAGAUGGGUUGAAUCCAAUGAUCCCAACCCCUGUCACAUCUUCAGAGUCACAGUACCAUUCUCAUAUUCAACCCUUUCUUAAUAAUAGGCCAAAUGAACAGCUUUUAAAAACUGUUGAACAACAGAAGAGCAGUGAUAGAAAUUUUAACAUGCAAACAACAAAUGACAGGACUAAUCAAGAUAGCUACAAAACUACAAACACAGAGAAUCAAUUUAAUGCUCAUUGUAAUCAAGGGGCGAAAAAUUGUAUUCAAUGUUUUAAUAAAACUCAAUCCAAACCCCAGGCACAAGCCACUGCUAGGAGCAAUGGGAAAAUCAUGGUUGAUGUUGCUACGAUGACAGAUCUUGAUGAAACAGAUCAAAUGUCUUGGCAGAAUGUUUCUAUGCCACCUAAUACAAAAGUUGCUGAAUAUCUUACAAGCUUAAGACAGUUUUUAAAGCUGUCCAGUCCUAAUGAAAACAAAAGGAAACUUGGAGAUGUUCGAAUCGUGACUUCUCCAGAUGGUUCACGCUUAUACUGCUGUCCUGAGUGUCAUAUGGCUUAUCCUGAUAAAUCUCUACUUGAACCACAUCUUGCAACACAUAAGAUCGAGAGGCGCUUUGUAUGUGGAGUUUGCGGAGCAGGGCUUAAGAGGAAGGAACAUCUAGACCGACACCAAUUAUCUCACUCAGAAGAACGCCCUUACUCAUGCGCUGCUUGUCCCAAGACAUUUAAGCGUAAUGAGCACCUCACUCGUCACUACAUCGUUCAUACUGGCGAAAAGGCUCAGGGUGAGCGGAGGUUCGUGUGCGAUGUAUGUGGAGCUGGACACACUCGUCAGGAACACCUUGAUCGUCAUUUGAACCAACAUAGUGAGGUCAGACAACAUGCAUGUUCCACUUGCGGUAAGGCCUUCAAGCGAUCAGAACACCUUGCCCGCCACCUCGUCAUCCAUACAGGCAACAAGACCCACAUAUGCUUUGAGUGUGGUAAAGGUUUCUACAGGAGAGAUCAUCUUCUCAAGCACUACUCAGCUCAUCGCUCACCACACAAACUUCAGCUUAACAUAAUCUAGUCGUAAAAAUAUUAAGUGUUUAAAACAAAAAAAAUAUUUAUCACAUUUGACAUUAAUUGUUAAUUGAUGUUUUAUCAUAAAUAAUUAGGAUAGUGUAAAAAAAAGUGCUCUUUCUGGGCAAUUAUAAUUUCCACAGAUUAUUAUAAAUAGUAUAGUUUGAUUUUUGUAAAUACGAUAAAUAUAAUUCGGGUGUUUGUUGUAGAAUGUGCACUAUAAAAUUUUUCACACAUCCAUUGUAACAAGUAGACAUCUUUAUUGCUCUCUAUAAAUUUGAUUACACUUUGAAGUAGUAUAUGGAUAUAAUUUCUAUUUAUGUCAAUAAACUACAGAAGAAUGAAAUAAAUUGUUUAUAUAUUUUGUUACAUAAAUAUUACUAUGAAACUAUUCAUUUUGAUGUGAAGUUAGCUUUUAAUAAAUUGAAUAAUAUUGCUAAGAUACUGGCGAUCAGACAGUGCUUUAGAAUUGCUGGUUUUCAGGCAUUCUCAAAGCUCCCUGAAUGGUAAAUUAUAAAUUGUCAACUUCAUAUUUGAAAACAUUAAUACAUGUGAUAUGUAGUGACGGUACAUUUAGAAAAAUAUACGAUCAUUUCACAGGGUUACUGUGUUACGAAAAUUAAUUUUUAAAAUCUAAUAUUACAAAAAUAAGUUUUAAUCUUGAAAUAUUGUUUUCUCUUAUUAAAAUGCCCUCAAUAAAUUUGAUUUAUUAAUAAAAUAAAUUACCGCAUUAUGUGAUUUAUAAUUUUUAAAAAAAAAUGACUGAUUGAAUUUAUGGCUCAUUGGACAAUUUAAAAUUAAAAUAAUGAAUAACAACGAAAAUGGAUGUUCAGUCUUUCACUGUUGGGAACCUAAGUCCAUUCGUUAAGGUUAAUACCAAUUUCUUUCAAUAUAUCUAAUAUAUGUGAGUUGGAUAAUGUAUUUAUUAUAACAUUAACAUUAAAUUUUCUCUCUCUUUACAAUGAAAAAAUGAAUGCUUAUUGUUGGAUUUUUUUUUCUUUUUUAACGAUAUUUUUUAUUCUUAUUGUACAAUAUAUAGAGAGUAUUAAAUCUGUAUGUUUCAUUUCUUAUUUAUUUGUUGUUUUUUUUUUAAUUAAAUAAUCUAUGUUUUUCUUUUAUUUACUGUGCAAUAAUAUAAUUAUAUACUUAAUGAGUAUGAUGUGUAGGGCAAUCAAAUUGUUUUUAGACCCAUUUUUACUUUUUAUAGUUAUAAGCCUUUAUGAAUUAGAAAAAUUAUGGAAUUGAAAGAGUGAUUUAUUAUGAUAAAAAUAUCUUCUUUUUUUUUAAUUUAAUGGUGUAAAUUCUCUAAUUAUUAAAAUAACUUUAAAAAAUAAAUAAAAAUAAGCAUCUUAAAUUAAUAUUGCUUUUUUUUCUCUAUUUAAAAGAGAUUAACAAACAAAUAUUUUACCAUUUUCUCCACGUGCCUUUGUUAUUGUGUAUAUAUUUAGUAGAAUAAAGUAAUUUUAUUAUUAAAAUAUUUAUAUGUAUAUAUUAUGAAAUAAAGAAAUUUAUUC